AUCACGUUUAGUUACCAUUUACCAUCUACUGAUUGAGCAGCGGAUUUUCAUUUAUUCAUUGAUCGAAAGACGAAAUUGUUAGAAAUAUGAAAGCGACAAUGGUGAUUGUUCUGGUCGGUAUAGCCGUGACGAUGACGUCGGCUACGGAUCAUUCGAAAAGAUCGAAAAGAUUUCUUAUCUUUCCACCAACAUCACCGACAAGGAUGCAACUCAUCUGUGGUAUCGGUAUCCCUGUUGACUUAGAGUAUGAGUCCGUCACAAUCGGUUACGUAUUGAAAUCGGAAUACUUAUUGCCGGACAACACGUCAAUGGUUCUGCAUUUCUUACAAGACCCAUUUAACCCGAUUGUACGUCCCAUCGAACGGCGCCGAAGAAGUGCAGCUCCUGUUAUUUCUAUCGGAAGCCAAAACGAUACCGACCACUACGAGAAAUAUGACGUGGAAGCCGUCCAGAUCGGUACCGGAUUGACGACCAAAGAUGAGGCCCCGGAAAAUUAUUCGAACGAGUGGAAUGAAGUGGCCGACGAUGAGGAAUUUGCGCCAGAGGAUUAUCGGAUAACGAAGCAAAAUGAUUUCCAAACAUUCCGGUGGACAUUGUACAAAGGACUUGAAGCAAUGGCUGAGAGAAAAGGUCUGGCCGGAAGGGCCUGCAUGCUGCGAACUAUUUGUGAAUCAGCACACGCACCAUUUUCCUUUAGCAGUGGAAUUGUGGCAGAAAUGAUGCACAUACUGCUGACCCCAUCAUCAUCGAAAGAUACGGUGAAUGACCAUUCGUUGAACGAAUACUACCAUGCCGAAGAGAUUGGUAAAUCAGGAGCGCCGUGCGAUCAUGUCUUCAGCGAAUGUACGAUAUCGUUGGUGGAUAAAUUUUCUGGCAUUUACACCACAAUGGAUAAUAUAAUCAAAAUGAUUGGAUGA
Molecule: messenger RNA, 917 nt
Organism: Bradysia coprophila
Lineage: Eukaryota; Metazoa; Arthropoda; Insecta; Diptera; Sciaridae
Source: RefSeq, a predicted model, not a curated record